GCGAAGUCCCCCGUUCCCUCUGCCCGAGUCUCUUCCUCUGAAGCGGUCACCAGUGUGUGGAGCCUGCCCCACACCCAUCACCUGCCAAACCACGGCCUUUACCUGUGUCUUCCGGUGUUUCCCGUGCGACCCGUCCUGCGGGAGUGCCUCCUGGGCCACCCCAGAAUUCACGCAGCGCUCAGUGGCUCCAAUGGUGAAGAUGACAAGGUCCAAGACUUUCCAGGCAUAUCUGCCUUCGUGCCACAGGACCUACAGCUGCAUUCACUGCAGGGCUCAUCUUGCCAACCAUGAUGAGCUCAUUUCCAAGUCCUUCCAAGGAAGCCAAGGACGAGCGUACCUCUUCAAUUCAGUAGUUAAUGUGGGUUGUGGCCCUGCAGAGGAGCGGGUGUUAUUAACAGGAUUACAUGCAGUUGCAGAUAUUUACUGUGAAAACUGCAAAACCACACUGGGUUGGAAAUAUGAACACGCUUUUGAAAGCAGCCAGAAGUAUAAAGAAGGCAAAUACAUCAUUGAACUAGCUCACAUGAUCAAGGAUAAUGGCUGGGAUUGAAUGGAAAGAGCCCAGCCCUACCAGCGUGUAAGAGAAUGCCAUCCAACCGAACAUUAUAUCCAAGAGUGAGAGAGUGACUGAACGCUUGGUUCCAUGCAUUUAGAGGCUCUGCAGUUUGGGAGCAUCUUCACACCCUUCUCCAUCUUUAUUGGUGACUGGCCUCUAAAUUUCUGUCUCUCUGUCUCUUUGCUUUGUAUCUGUUUGUGAGUUGACCCUGGCUGCUUCUCUCUCUGUUCUGGCGUUGGCUAAGAGAAUGCACCGAAUGCCCGACAGCCAUUCCAUGUUGACGAAUGUUUAAGUACAAACUGAAGUUGGCUCUGUGGUGGCAUUUUAUCAGAAGGUCUCGGUGCGGGAGGAAGACCCGAGUUUUGGGCAGGAGAAGGUGAUAGGGGGUGGGGAGUGGGCCCAAAGGGAAGUCAUCAGAAGUUGAAACUACUUUUCCUUUAAGUCCUGGUUAACCAAGGCUUGAAACUAUCUACUUGUCUAAAUGGACAGAAAAAUACCUCACGGCUGCGUUCUCUCCGAAUUGUAAAACCGCUGCUCCAUCGGUGGAGCUUCAGUCUAAGCCGGCUGAGCACAAGUCAUAAUCAGUUCUCCCCGCAAGCUAAUCGCAAUUCUGUGUUUUGUUUGCCAUUUAUGAACUUGUUGUUUGGGGGGGGGAGGACCUGAAGGCUGGAGAGAUUCCCUGCCUCUCCUUUUUCUCGCUGUUUCAGGGUAGGUAGGCCAAAUGUUCCAACAGAGCACAGCUGUGGGGAGCAUCCACACAGCUGGAGAAACCAAAUCCUGACUCCUGAGCCCUUCAGAGAGGAGGAGAAAACCACUUAAGGCACAAGGGGGCUGGAGCUGCAGCUUAGAAGAUAUGACGGGGGGGAAAAACGGCACGUGCUAGGCAAGAAAGAGGAAAUUAUGUAGAGGAGGAUGGGGACAAACUUAGUAACACAGGGGACCCCUUGAUUUCCUGGCCGCCACUGAGCAUCCUUGGGGGUCUUUUACCA
This is a messenger RNA of Nipponia nippon (crested ibis), 1545 nucleotides long. Lineage: Eukaryota; Metazoa; Chordata; Aves; Pelecaniformes; Threskiornithidae. The record is from RefSeq and is a predicted model, not a curated record.